AUGGCGACGUACUUUCAUGGAAAUUCAGAAAUCCAAGGCGGAGGAGAAGCUUUACAGACGCUAAUUCUCAUGAACCCUGGCUACGUUGGAUACUCUGAUACACAACAGCCACCUCCGGGAAACAACUUCGUGUUUCUCAACCCCAACACCGCCGGAAACUCUCUUAACCCCACCACUUUAUCGCACGCGCCACCCUCUCAAACCCAACAAUUUGUCGGCAUCCCACUUCAGGCAACCGCCAACACCACAGCUUCGGCAUCAACCCAAGACCCUCAUCAUCAUCACCCUUCAUCUGUCCAUUUCCAGCAUGACUUCUCGGUCCAUCAUGGCUUCAUGCCUCGCCUUCAGUACAAUAUGUACAACCCUAUUGACCUCACGGCGGCGCGUGAGAAUUCACGCGCUCAACAGGGACUGUCUUUGAGUCUUUCUUCUCAACAACCAGGAUAUGGGUCUUUCAGAACUGAACGUGCAUUACCAUCUCAGGCCACGGUGACCACGAUUUCACCUACUAAUGGCGAUGAUGUGAGAGUUCCCGGUGGGUCUUCUUCGUCGGCGUCGGGGAUUUCAAACGGUGUUAAUGGCAUGCAAAGUGUAUUCUUGAGUUCAAAGUACUUGAAGGCUGCACAAGAACUAUUGGAUGAAGUUGUUAAUGUCGGUAGAGGAGUUAAGAGCACUGAUCAAUCAGCUAAAGGGGCUAAAAUGCAAACCAAGACCAGUGAAGAGUCAUCGGAAGUGGCAGCCGGAGAAAGACAAACCGGAGGAGAAUCUGGGGCUAAACGCAGCGCUGAGCUUUCCACGGCGGACAGACAAGAAAUUCAGAUGAAGAAAGCAAAGCUUGUUAACAUGCUUGAUGAGGUGGAGCAGAGGUACAGGCAAUACCACCACCAGAUGCAUAUAGUAAUUUCAUGGUUUGAGCAAGCAGCAGGAAUUGGUUCAGCAAAAACCUACACAGCUCUAGCUUUACAGACAAUCUCAAAGCAAUUCCGGUGCCUGAAAGACGCGAUAACUGGUCAAAUUCGAGCUGCAAGCAAGAGCUUAGGCGAAGAAGAUUGUCUGGGAAGGAAGAUUGAGGGUUCAAGGCUCAAAUUUGUCGAUAAUCAGCUCAGGCAACAGAGAGCUCUACAACAAUUGGGAAUGAUCCAACACAAUGCUUGGAGACCCCAGAGAGGAUUGCCUGAGCGUUCUGUUUCUGUUCUUCGGGCUUGGCUCUUUGAACACUUUCUCCAUCCUUAUCCCAAGGAUUCAGACAAAAUCAUGCUGGCAAAACAAACAGGGCUUACCAGGAGUCAGGUGUCUAAUUGGUUCAUAAAUGCUCGAGUUCGGCUUUGGAAGCCAAUGGUAGAAGAUAUGUAUAUGGAAGAAACCAAGGAACAAGAACAGAAUGGAUCAGAGGACCAAAAGAAUAUAAGUGAACACCAUGAAGAUUCAGCAUCAAAGUCGAAUGCUUCACAAGAGAAAAGUCCUGGUGCAGGAAAUCAAAAGAAAAGUUUCAAGUCCAAACAAGAUGCUCCAACAAACCUGAAUACUCUAGCAGUUUCACUUUCCAGAGCUUCAAACUCCCCAACUGCAGUAAAUCUGCAAAACCACUCUGCUUUCUCUCUCAUUCGGACAUCGGAAAUGGGAAGCUUUACACAAGGAAGUCCCCAGAAACCAAGAAUCACUGACAUCGUACAUUCCCCUAGUCAUGUUCCAUCAGUGAACAUGGAUGCCAAGCCCGAGGACACAAACACCGAGCACAUGUCCAUGAAAUUUGGCAAUGAAAGGCAAAGCACCGAGGGUUUUACACUAAUGGGAGCCCCAACAAACUUCAUUGGAGGAUUUGGGUCAUACUCAAUUGAGGAAAUGGGAAGGUUUAGUGCUGAGCAAUUCCCAGCAACGUAUUCGGGCAAUGGUGUCUCUCUCACUCUUGGCCUUCCGCACUGUGAAAACCUCUCCAUGCCCGGAGCCCGUCAAACUUAUCUCCCUAACCAAAACAUCCAAUUGGGAAGAGGAGUAGAAAUAGGGGAAGCAAAUGAGUUUGGCACUAUAAAUACUCAAAACAUCUUCUCACUGAUCAACCAUGUAUGAUAGCAUCACCAUUCAAACCCGGAAGAGGUUUCCUGCAACAGUGUUGCCAGACUUUUGUGGCUUCGUUGAUCAGUUCAAGAGAGCGGGGGGGGGGGG
Molecule: messenger RNA, 2163 nt
Organism: Ilex paraguariensis (yerba mate)
Lineage: Eukaryota; Viridiplantae; Streptophyta; Magnoliopsida; Aquifoliales; Aquifoliaceae
Source: the annotation of a GenBank genome assembly